CCUUAUAUAUAUACGCACGCCUCACUCUUCCAUUCCACUCAAACCAAAAACCUUCAUUUCUCUUCACUUUCUUGGCACACCAGCCUGCCAGCCUUUGCCUUGUAUUUCUUGAUUUCCUUUCGAGAAAGUAUCGAAAGCAUUAAUGGCGUUUCAGGAUGAACGCUCAACCCUAGAGUCAAUUAGACAGCAUCUCCUUACUGACUUCGCUUCCAUGGAUAGCUUCAUCUCCGAUCUCGAUAAUUUCAUUAAACCCGAAAGACAAGAAGACUUUGAUUUCUUGCAACCGCAGCAGCAUCAAGAAUUCAAGAUGGAAACCAAGCCGUCUCCAAGAUCUUCCACUCUCAGUCAGCGAAAGCCAGCUAUGAGUAACAUAGCUAUACCGCCUCCGGCAACUUUGAAGGCGGCGGUGAUCCAACCGCCGGUUCAGCAAGCUGAGGUUGCUGCUGAAAAUAAUAAGCAUUACAGAGGAGUCAGGCGUAGGCCAUGGGGAAAAUACGCAGCGGAGAUUCGCGAUCCUAAUAAGAAAGGUGCUCGUGUAUGGCUUGGAACAUUUGAUACUGCUAUCGAAGCUGCUAAAGCUUAUGAUAACGCUGCUUUUAGAUUACGCGGUAGUAAAGCUAUACUCAAUUUCCCUCUUGAAAUUGGUAAUUCAUCAAUUUCUGAGAACAAUCAUCAUAAUAAUAAUGAUAAUAAUAACAAUUACAAACCUCCCAACAAAAGAAAACUCGAGGAGAUUGAGAGUAACGAUUAUAAGAAUAAUAAGCUUGUAAAGACAGAGAAACUUUCGCCGGAAAGCGAGGAGAAGGCAGUACCAUCGGCGACGGAUCCAUUAACGCCGUCGAGUUGGAAGGGGUUUUGGGACGGUGAAGUUAUGGGGAUAUUUAAUGUGCCGCCGUUAUCCCCCUAUCCUUCGAUGGGAUAUUCUCAGCUGAUGGUCGUGUGAGAUCAUGUUAAGGGUUUGUUUGGAUAAAGUUAAUUACUGAAUUAGGAAUGGGCAAAUCUGAUGGCAAAAAGAAGUCUCAGAUAAAAUAGACAUUAAAACAAGUUAGAGAAGUGACGUGUUUCUUUUUUUGACAUGUGCGCAUAAAUAAGGGAAGUAGGGGCAACCAGCAACGUCGAUUGCUUUUUGGUUGAAAAUUAAGAUUGGAUUUGUUCUUUGAUUUCAUUCAUGUUAUUAUAUGAAAAUUUCUCUAUUCAAUCGUA
Molecule: messenger RNA, 1203 nt
Organism: Ricinus communis (castor bean)
Lineage: Eukaryota; Viridiplantae; Streptophyta; Magnoliopsida; Malpighiales; Euphorbiaceae
Product: ethylene-responsive transcription factor ERF105-like
Exons: 1
Coding region: 143-943 (266 amino acids)
Biological process (GO): regulation of DNA-templated transcription; ethylene-activated signaling pathway
Molecular function (GO): DNA-binding transcription factor activity; DNA binding
Source: RefSeq, a predicted model, not a curated record